CAGACAGCUCAAGAGGACCUCCACAAGUCGCCAGUCCCGCCCGCUGGCCUCCGGGAGACAUGCACCUCAAGCUCGCGUUGGUGUGCCUGUGUGUCGUCUCUAUGGCCGUGGUCUGCACGGCUGGCGGCGGCGGUCACCACAAGAAGGUCAUCAUCCACGUGCCGCACUACGUCAAGAAGAUCCACCACACGCACACCGUCUACAAGAUCGUGGACCACGGCGGCCACGGCGAGAAGGUGGUGAUCGACCACCACGGCGACCAACAUGGCUUCGGCCACGAGCUGGGGGGCGGCCACGACUUCGGCGGGUCGGAGCACCAGCUGUCCUGGCACUAGCCGGCGCCCGGCGCCCCUUCGCGCGACUUGCCGAGUGAUCGGCUGUGCGAGGCGACAAUUACCGGGACCAUCCGAGUGUUCACGAAGGUGCAGGCCACGCUCUGAAAUUCUCAAACAUAGACUAUCUCCACUCCAGAAUUCUCGCUUAGAGCGGCAGCAAUUCGCGAAUGUUCACGAGUCAUAAGCUGCACUUAAAAUAAAAUAAAAACAUAGCUCAUAAAGCUUCCCCCACAACAAUAACUUUUCAAUAGUACUAGGUAUAUUUACAUCAAACCCCAAAUGUACCUAUCAAACUUGAACCAAAGGUAAAAAAAAAAAAAAAAAAAAAAAGUGCAGGCUUCUAUUGCGCCAAUGAAUAGUUUUAGACGAAUAAACACAUUCUUCAUUUUCAGCCUCACAAUAAUGUUACAUUAUGAAGAAUAUUUUCUACAGAUAAUAAAAUUAAUUCUGUGAUCAUAUAUAAUGUGAAAUAUUACAUGGGUAAUGAAUUGAUAUAUAAUUCACCUAAAAAGUUUAUCUCUUCACAUAGCGAAAUACCUUUAGUUGUACCAUACGUGUGUUUGUACUGAGAGUUAUGUAGACUCUCAUAAAAUUUUAAUCAAUGUAUCUGUACAUAUGUUUACAAUGUAAAUAGUUUAGUGUGUGAUUUUUUUUUAUCUGUUGGAAUAAAAUGUGUGUAAAGGAA
Molecule: messenger RNA, 1020 nt
Organism: Bacillus rossius redtenbacheri
Lineage: Eukaryota; Metazoa; Arthropoda; Insecta; Phasmatodea; Bacillidae
Exons: 3
Coding region: 60-335 (91 amino acids)
Source: RefSeq, a predicted model, not a curated record